CAUGGGUCGCCUGUUCGGGGCGCUGCUCGUGCUGCUGCUCGCGCACUGCUGCAUCCAGGCCGGCAGGGCGUCCAACCCGUCCAGGAAGUCGCUGCGCUCCAUCGACUGCAGGCGACUGGUGUUCCACCCGCAGUGCCGGGGGAUAGCGGCCAAGCGGUCCAUGCCCAGCCUCCAGGAGGAGCGGUACCAGCUGGACAGGGACGAGCCCGCACCGGCACCGGUGCCCGCCGUCGCCCACCCCUCGCCCUUCUCGUCCGCCUUCUCGUCCGAGCUGCGAGGCGACCCGCUGCUGCUCGGGCUGCUCGGCCGGAUGGCCGCCGUGGAGGGCGGACGGCACGGGGGCGACUUGGCUGCUGCGGGCGAGGAUGGCGACGCUCGUGACCAGCGCGACCAGCGAGACCAGCGCGACCAGCGAGACCAGCCGUGGGCCAGUGCUGACCAGAGCACUUCCGCUAGGAUGGAGUGGCAGAACGCGAGGAAACGUAUGAAGGAGCAGGACGUUUCCUACGACUACUGAACACUACUCAACAACAUGAUAGCCUUUUUAUUUAAAACUUGAAUUAAUAACUCUCAAAAAAUGUCAUAGUUAUAGUUGUCCAGACACGAGGCGGUUCUUACUUCGCUGUGUACUUACGCGGAGGUAACAAUAUCGUUACCUUUUUUUGAAAAAAAUCUAUUAAACAUAAAAAGGGAUGUCGGUAGUGUAGAUAUGUUAGUUGUAUUAUCGUGCAACUGUCGAUAAAACGACCAAAAAUGUCAACGGAUGAAAAAAAAGAGUCGCAACGUUUGUUUUUGACUGCUUCCCAUUAAUAAAGGGGAUAAAACAUUAAAACGAGAGAGAGAGCGAAAAGAAGUGUGUCAGUGGGUUAAAACGUAGCGGGCCGGCCUGGGUCGGGCGAACUAAUGUAAUUGUUCUCGUUGGUGAGUCGUGACCGACGAGUCUAGGCCGGGCCGGGCUAGGCGAGCGGGGGCGGGUCUAGGCAUCACCUGUGGCUGGGGGGUCGCCUAGUCGCCUAGCCCGCGUGACGUCACUACGCGCCACUCAGCGAAGCGUGACUAUUAUAUCCACAUCAUCCGGAGUAAGCCCCCCGGGCCCCCCGGGCCGUCCCGGGGGCGGUCGCCCGUCGCGUCGCCCACCGGUCGGGUCGGCCUGCUCCCGGGGAUGGUCCUGUCCGAGGUUGCAAGCAGAUCUGCGCAAGCUGUCAUAGCAUGCUUUUGUACAUUAGAAAAGUUGGAAGGCAUCCCAAUAAUUAGCUGAUGUAUGUACAGUCAAAUGACGAAAGCGUCGGCGGCACACCCAUUUGGGAUUCGUGGCGUUGGGGGAUGGGGUACAAAUAUAAUGGGGUUCUAUGGAUUCCUAUAAUGGUCCUGAAAAUUUGUGGGACCCCGUAAUAUUUGUUCCCCUUCUAAAAGAGUCACGUCGAAGGGGGCGGGGCGGGGGAGCACCGUACCCUCGUUCUACAAGUUUGUAAUCAAUCUGACACUUCGAGUCGCAGGGCUGUAGAGAUUUGAAGGCGGGAAAAAACCCUGAAAAAAUUGCGGGAAAAAUACGGGGAAAAUAACGAAAACUUUGGACGCCUCUUAUUUUGUUUCCUUUUCCAAAUUUUCACGGAAAAUUUUCAGGGGGAAAAAACGUUUCCCUUUAAAUUAAAAUCUCUCCCGGGCUGGAGCCGAGGCCGGAGCACUGGAGCUGGAGCAGCGGACUGCCGCCGGUGUCGCCGUGUCCGCCGCGUGGAGGGGCUGGGGAUGAUGAGGGCGCGCAGGUGUAUGGGCAGCACGAGUUUGUCGCGGCUCGGGCUGUGGCGCUGCGCCACCGCAACCUAAGAGGCUUUGCGGUUCCAUUUCAAUCCCUAACCCCAGCCCCUCUGCCCCUCUCAGUCAGCCCCUCUUGACCCGUGCCCUGUCUGUCCCUCUCUGCCCCGUCGCUCGCACACCCCUUCAUUCCUGGGCCCCCUUCCUUCCCUUUACCCCUUUCCUUUCCAUUCCUCUCGAGUUCUCCCUCCCUCUCUUUUCCCUCUGCAUUCUGCAUUGUCUCCAUAACAAUCCCCGCCAAAUUUUCUGUACUUCGUUGUCGCUCUUUAACCUUGAAUCCUCUUCAGAAAUUUCAUUUCCUGCGUGACGAGUUGUGAUUGUCACAUUCGCUUGUCCUGGAAUGCGCGUACGUGUCCUGGUGGGCAGUGUCUUUAAGAGAAGUCUUCUAAUUUGGGCCCCAUAAGUAAGAUUUCUGACGCCGCUGCCUACUAGUGUGAUUUUGGAGGGACGUUGAACAGAAAAUUGAAUCUUGAGUUACACGUGAUGACUAAAAGGCAAAAUAUUUUAAAGUGUUCCGACGUAUCCUACUAUAUUUUCUUUCUCGGAUUGCUAUCGGCACCAUUUAUAAAAUUAUAGUGUAUGCUGUGAUUUAUUGGUGGAAUUCAAAAUAAGGGAAAGCACUUAUAAUUUGGUCAAUGUUUGCUAUAAAUGUUUCAAUGCACAUGUUAAUAAUCUCCGUUAUCUCAACGUUUGCCACUUAUAUCUCGCUUGUCGGUGUAUUUUAUGUAGGUAAUGACUGAUGACUAGACUGAGGUAUAUCUUUCUGUAUUAAACCUAGCUUAUGAAAAAAAAAUCCCUGUCGGUUGUGGAAACUUUAAAAAAAAUUGUUCAGCAAGUACAUUUAACAUGAUAACCAAGAUUGUGUAUAAAUUGGUCAUAAUAAUAAUAAUUCCACGCCUUACAAGACGUUUUAAAAUGUUUCUUCCUGCGAUAUAAAAUUCUAGUCCAGUGUUGACAUCAUAUAUUGACGCCAGUCAAACCGAAAAAGUUCCCAACAGAUCAAAAUUUGUGAGUACUAUCAUCAAACUAUGCAUACUUCAUUCUAUAAUGUUUUUGUGUUGUUUGUCUAGUGCUGCUUAUAUAGAUUAGUUUUACGAAUUCUUAAACUUUUUCAAAUAUUUCCUAGCGUUUUGGAAAAGUCAAUGUGUAAUCUUUAGAAAUGUAGUUCCCUUCCAAAAGAUUGUUCCUAGCUACUGUAAUAUAAGUAAUCCGCAAUUACAAUUUUGUUAUGAAGCUGAA
Molecule: messenger RNA, 3051 nt
Organism: Frankliniella occidentalis (western flower thrips)
Lineage: Eukaryota; Metazoa; Arthropoda; Insecta; Thysanoptera; Thripidae
Exons: 4
Coding region: 2-517 (171 amino acids)
Source: RefSeq, a predicted model, not a curated record